CUACUACCGCCCUUGUCUGCAUUACCACUUGGGCCGUCUGCAGACCAUAGAACGCCAUGUUGACGCAGCCGCUACCGUUGCCAUGGGGCACGAAAGAGCUCGCCACGCAGGACCCGUGGCAGUUCCUGAAGCCCAGCGACAAGAUGAGAAUCGAGCAGCAGAACAUCCCGUUCGACGGCAAGAAGAAUUGGUGGGUGCCCAAUGCCAAGGAGGGAUACGUCAUCGGUGAGCUGAAGGAGAGAUCGGGAGACAAGGUCACCCUCAUUGUCAAGGGCGAGGAGAAAGUGCUGAAGGAGGGUCAAGAGCAGCAGAUGAAUCCGCCAAAGUACGAGAAGGCAGAAGACAUGGCCAACUUGACCUACCUUAACGACGCCUCGGUGUUGCACAACCUAAGGCAGCGUUACUACGCCUGGAUGAUCUACACCUACUCCGGACUCUUCUGCGUCGUGAUCAACCCCUACAAGAGGCUGCCGAUCUACAUCGACCAGGUCGUGCAGGAAUACCGUGGCAAGCGUCGCCCAGAGAUGCCGCCACAUCUGUUCUCCGUCGCCGACAACGCCUACGCUGAGAUGUUGAUGAACCGUGAGGACCAGUCUAUGCUUAUCACAGGCGAGUCUGGUGCCGGUAAAACUGAGAACACGAAGAAAGUAAUUUCCUACUUCGCCCUUGUGGCGGCCUCCGGCAAAAAGAAGGAGGGUGAAGUGAAGGUAAGUCUAGAGGAACAGAUCGUGCAGGCUAACCCCGUGCUUGAGAGCUUCGGUAACGCAAAGACCGUCAGAAACGACAACUCUUCCCGUUUCGGUAAAUUCAUCCGCAUUCACUUUGGCCCAUCUGGAAAACUGGCUGGAGCCGAUAUUGAAUCUUAUCUGCUGGAGAAGUCACGUGUCGUCUCCCAGGCCCCGCUCGAGCGUAGCUACCACAUCUUCUACCAGCUGUCAUCUGGUGGCAUCGAAAAGACUAAAGGUGAGUGCUUGCUGCAAGAUGACGUCAGCACCUACUAUUUCAUCGCGCAGGGCAAGACGUUUAUUGAUGGAGUCGACGAUGGCGAGGAGAUGAGAUUGACCGACGAAGCUUUCGGCAUUUUGGGCUUCUCUGAUAAAGAUAAAUGGGAUAUCUACAAGAUCACCUCAGCUGUCAUGCACAUGGGAGUCAUGCAGUUCAAGCAGAGGCCCAGGGAGGAACAGGCAGAGGCCGACGGCACCGAAGCAGCCUGCAAGGUCGCCCAUGUCUUAGGCAUCUCUGAUGCUGACCUCGUCAAGGGCAUCCUGAAGCCGCGCGUCAAGGUCGGCUCAGAGUACGUUACCAAGGGUCAGACCAAGGAGCAGUGCUACAACGGUGUCGGCGCUUUGGCCAAGGCUAUUUACGACCGCAUGUUCCGCGCCUUGGUAGACAAUGUCAACAAGACAUUGGCCAUUGUUGGAAAGAAGCAGUUCUUCAUUGGCGUCCUGGAUAUUGCUGGCUUCGAGAUUUUCGACUUCAACGGCUUCGAGCAGAUCUGCAUCAACUUCACCAACGAGAAGCUGCAGCAGUUCUUCAACCAUCACAUGUUCGUUCUGGAACAGGAAGAGUACAAGCGUGAGGGCAUCGACUGGGUCUUCAUUGAUUUUGGUCUGGAUCUGCAAGCUUGCAUUGACAUGAUUGAAAAGCCCAUGGGAGUGUUCGCCAUUCUUGAGGAGGAAUCUAUGUUCCCCAAGGCCACAGACAUGACCUUCCUGGAAAAGAUGCAGGUCAACCAUCUCGGUAAAUCCAAGAGCUUCUCCAAGCCGAGACCGCCAAAGGCAGGACAGCAGGAGGCUCACUUCGGUGUUGUCCAUUACGCUGGCGUUGUCAACUACAACGUCAACCACUGGCUGGAAAAAAACAAGGAUCCAAUCAACGACACUGUGGCUACUACAUUCGCCAAGUCUCAUGGCAAUUUACUGCUUGCCCGCCUGUUUGCUGAUAAGCUGCAAGUCGAUGAAGACACUGGUGGCAAGGGAAAGAGGAAGAAGGGAUCAGCCUUCCAGACCGUGUCUGCUCUCUACAGAGAACAACUGAACAAGUUGAUGGGGGCCCUGCAUGCCACGGCUCCUCAUUUCGUGCGCUGCAUCAUCCCCAACGAGAACAAGGAAGGAGGUGUUCUUGAUGCCGCACUGGUCAUGAACCAACUGACCUGCAAUGGUGUACUGGAAGGAAUCCGUAUUUGCCGCAAGGGCUUCCCCAACAGACUGGUAUAUGGAGACUUCAAGCAAAGAUACAAGAUUCUGGCCCCAAAUGCUGUCCCAGAGGGAUUCUGCGACAGCAAGGAUGCUAGUGCAGCAAUUCUCUCCGAACUGCAAUGGGACACGAACAUGUACAAGCUCGGCCAUACCAAGGUCUUCUUCAAGGCCGGCUCUCUAGGUCAGCUUGAGGAAAUGCGUGACGACCGCAUCACUCGCAUUAUUACUCUCGCCCAGGCCUGGGUCCGUGGAAAGCAGACAAGAGCUCUCUUUAUAGUGAUGAAGGCCCAGCGUCUGGCAAUGACCGUCAUUCAGCGUAACGUCAGGAAGUACAUCCAGUGCCGCAACUGGCCAUGGUGGAAGCUGUACACAAAGGUGAAGCCCAUGCUGAGCAUUGCCCGCCAGGAGGAUGAGAUAAAUGCGAUGAAGGAAGAGUUCGAGAAGGUUAAAGAGGAGCUGGCCAAGGAAAUCAAGAUCCGCAAGGAGCAGGAGGAGCUGGUUGCCAAGGUGACAAAGGAAAAGGAUGACCUGUAUGCUCGCUGCGCCAACGAAUCCGAAACCAUUGCCGACAUUGAAGAGCGUGCAACCAAGCUGAUGCAGCAGAAACACGACCUGGAAUCCCACCUCCAGGAUAUGAAAGACCGUCUAGCUGAGGAGGAGCAGGGAGCUGCCUCUGUCGGUGAUGCUAAGAGAAAGGUCGAGGGUGAAUGCAGCGAUCUCAGAAGUCAGAUCGAAGAACUAGAGCGUGCCCUAAAGAAGAUGGAGAGCGAGAAGAACGCUAAGGAACACAAUAUCAAGCAGCUGAACGAAGAGAUCGCCAAGAUGGAGGAACUCAUUGCCAAGGGAAACAAAGAGAAGAAGAACCUUAGUGAACAACAGUCGAGAACUGGCGAGGAUCUUCAGAAGGAAGAGGACAAGUGCAACCACCUGAAUAAGGUCAAGGCCAAGCUGGAACAGACUCUUGAUGAAUUGGAGGACAACCUCGAACGCGAGAAGAAGGUCCGUGGAGACGUAGAGAAAGCAAAGAGGAAGGUCGAGGGCGACCUGAAGAUGACACAGGAGGCAGUAGAGGAGCUGGAGCAUGUCAAGCAGCAACUCGAGGAAAACGUCCGCAGAAAGGACAAGGAGCUUUCCGGCCUGGGCAGCAAAUGCGAGGAUGAACAAGGAAUCGUUCACCAGCUGCAGAAGAAAAUCAAGGAACUGCAGGGCCGCACGGAGGAGAUCGAGGAAGAGGUGGAAGCCGAAAGACAAGCCCGCUCCAAGGUUGAGAAGCAGAGGGCCGAUGCAAUUCGCGAGUUGGAGGAGCUCACUGAACGCCUUGAGGAAGCAGGAGGCGCCACCAGCGCACAAGUCGAGCUGAACAAGAAGCGUGAGGCUGAGUUGGCCAAGCUCCGUCGUGACCUUGAGGAGCAGGCUCUGCAGAACGAGGCUGUGGUUUCAUCUUUGCGCAAGAAGCAGAAUGACGCAAUCAGUGAGAUGGGUGAACAGAUUGACCAGCUUCAAAAGACCAAGGCCAAGAUCGAUAAAGAAAAGGCACAGGUAAAGGUUGAGCUGGACGACUGCAAGGCAAACAUGGAACACAUCAGCAAGAGCAAGGGACAAGCCGAGAAGUUGUCCAAGGCUCUCGAGAGUCAGUUGAGCGAGGCCAACUCGAAGCUUGACGAGUCUGCUCGCAUCAUCAACGACAUGAACUCGCAGAAGAGCAAGUCCAGCAACGAGAUCAACGACCUACAGAGGCAGCUGGAGGAAGCCGAGUCUCAGGUUACCCAGCUUACAAGAGUCAAGGCCCAACUAGCUUCUCAGCUGGAGGAGCUGCGCGGACAAGUCGACGAGGAGUCGAGGGCAAAGGCGUCCAUGCAGGCCCAGCUGCGCAAUGCUCAACACGAUGCCGAGCAGCUGCGCGAACAGCUAGAAGAGGAGGCUGAAGGCAAGAGCCAACUGCAGAGGCAACUGGCCAAGGUCAACAACGAGUUUAACACCCUGCGUGCGCGAGUUGAGAGUGAGGGUCUAGGAGGUGGUGGACCAGAGGCCGAGGAGCUUAAGCGUAAAUUCCAAGCCAAGCUCCAGGCAACUGAGGAUGCCCUCGAGGCAGCUCAUGCUAAGAUCAACCAACUGGAUAAAACCAAGCAGCGCAUCUCAAACGAUCUGGACGACAUGUCCAUUGAAGUUGAGCGUGCGACCAGCGCAGCCAACGCCGCCGAGAAACGCCAGCGCAACUUCGACAAGACCAUCCACGAGUGGAAGCAGAAGAGCGAUGAUCUGGCAGCCGAGCUUGACGCCUCCCAGCGCGAAUGCCGCAACGUCUCCACCGAACUGUUCAAGGCGAAGGCAGGACACGACGAGGCAAGCGAUGCUGUGGAAGCCAUGAAGCGCGAGAACAGGAACCUCGUUGACGAGAUCAAGGACAUCACUGAUCAACUCAGCGAGGGAGGCAAGAGCGUCCACGAGAUGGACAAGGCCCGCAGGAGACUCGAGCAGGAGAAGGAGGAACUGCAGGCAGCGCUGGAGGAAGCCGAAGCCGCCUUGGAACAGGAAGAGUCCAAGGUCGUCCGUGGUCAACUCGAAUUGCACCAGAUCCGCCAGGAGGUUGACAGACGUCUCGCCGAAAAGGACGAGGAGUUUGAGACGACCCGCAGAAACCACCAGCGCGCUGUUGACUCCAUGCAAGCCAGCCUCGAAUCCGAGGCCAAGGGCAAGGCGGAGGCGAUGCGCAUGAAGAAGAAGCUUGAGAAUGACAUCAACCAGCUGGAGGUCGCUCUUGAUUCAUCCAACCGCCAGAACGCCGACGCUCAGAAGAACCUCAAGAAGCUGCAGAGCGAGGCCGCCGACCUGAUGUCGCAGAUUGAGGAAGAACAGCGCAUCAGGGAAGAGAUCCGCGAGCAGCUUGGAGCCAGCGAGCGCCGCUGCAAUGUCAUCAAUGCUGAGCUAGAGGAGACGCGUACUUCCCUGGAGCAGGCAGAGCGCAACCGCCGCGCGGUCGAAGCCGAGUUGAACGAGGCUCAGGAUCAUUUGGGAGAUCUCCAGAGCCAGGUCGCAUCUUCCAACGCCGCCAAGAGGAAGCUGGAGGGAGACAUGACGACCAUGCAGGCCGAUCUUGAUGAGACCGUCAAUGAGCUCAAGGCUGCUGAUGAGAAAGCCAGAGGUGCCGUUGCCGAUGCAGCCCGCUUGGCAGAGGAGCUGCGCCAGGAGCAGGAACAUGCUAGCCACGCUGAGAAGGCCCGCAAGUCUGUAGAAGGUCAGCUAAAGGAUCUGCAGGUCCGUCUGGAUGAGGCUGAAGCCAACGUGCUGAAGGGAGGCAAGAAGAUGAUCGCCAAGCUGGAACAGCGCGUGCGCGAGCUGGAGAGCGAGCUGGAUGCUGAACGCCGCCGCCUCAACGAAGCCCAGAAGAACUACCGCAAGGCCGACCGCAACGUCAAGGAUCUGUCCCUGCAAAUCGAGGAUGGCAAGAAGAAUCAAGUUCACAUGCAGGACAUGCUGGAGCGACUCAACGAGAAGAUCAAGCUCUACAAGCGCCAGAUCGACGAGGCCGAGGAGGUGGCCAACAUGAACCUGGCCAAGUUCCGCAAGGCGCAGGCUGAGCUGGAGGAGGCUGAGGCACGCGCUGAGGAUGCGGAGUCUGCCGUCGCUAAGCUGAGAGUUGCUGCACGCUCUGCCGGAUUUUCUACGCGCUCUGCUCCAACCCGUCGUCCAAGGAUGAUGGAAGAAUAAGGAACCGAAGCCCGGUUUCCGCGUUUGCCAUAGUGCUGAUAUCCAUUUGCUUGCACGAUUGGACCCCCGUGGCUGCCUGCUCUUUGUUCACAACAUGGUAGUGGCUGGGCUACGGCGCGGGUCCUCCGCUACAGACAGCCGUCUUUAUUGCCGCCAUUGCAUAUAGUGCCUUAGCAAACGAUCUCAUAGUCACGUAAACGUGACGAGAAUAUUCGGCUGAUAAAAAUAAAUUUGUAGCUGUAAAGCUGCUAAAAGUGUAGAUACAAAACGCCUUUAUCCUACGGGGACUAGCUGUCGCUAGACAUGUAUGGUUUGUCAAUAAAUAGCUUCAUCGUAAUUCUGAUU
Priapulus caudatus is the source of this 6251-nucleotide messenger RNA. RefSeq names its product myosin heavy chain, muscle-like. The coding region runs from base 57 to 5906 and encodes 1949 amino acids. The transcript is spliced from 17 exons. Lineage: Eukaryota; Metazoa; Priapulida; Priapulimorpha; Priapulimorphida; Priapulidae. Gene Ontology annotation, cellular component: myosin complex. Gene Ontology annotation, molecular function: ATP binding; cytoskeletal motor activity; actin filament binding. The record is from RefSeq and is a predicted model, not a curated record.